GGGGCCCUUGGAUGCAGCGGUUGGGCUGGUCUCUAAGCUCCUAAGUUGUAAUCCCUUGAGUCACCAAAGUUCCGUCCAGAUGAGCGGUGUAAGGACUUCCUCACUGUCACUACCCUCGUCUCUCAGAAAUUGUUGCUCCUGGGAUUUUUCAUUCUCCUACAACCUUCCCAGGAACUUUCUUGUGGUGGCAUAAGACCUUACCAUCUGGGCCCCUUCUUGGAUCUGGGGCUAGCGAUGUACCUUCUUGGAUCUGGGGCCCCCUGCUCUUGGCCUGUGGAAGCGUCUGUAAGGUUGGAACACAAGACCCUGAGAACUUGGAUGAAGAACUCAAGCCUUUGGUAACAGCCUGGUCACAUCUGGGCCCCUUCUUGGUCAGUCCGUUGAUUUUCAUGGUCGAUUUGACCUUCGGUAGCUUUCUGUGUCACUCUUCAGCAUCUUUAUGUGAGAUCAUCCCGUAGUUCUUUGUGCCAGUUUUUUCUCAAGCCACUCAGGACGCCUUUUCAGCUCAGGGGUGUCGACGUUGCCAUGGCGCUCAAAUCCGCUGUGUUCGCUUGCCUCAACCUUGCAUUGUGCGUGAGCUGCAACGACAUCAUCAUCGGCCGCUCCGCCGAGCCCCGUGGCAAGGAGACUGAGAAGAGUGGAGCGCCCUUCCUCCCCCGGUCCGAGCACCUUGGCAAGGAGACUGAGAAGAGUGGAACGCCCUUCCUCCCCCGGUCCGAGCACCUUGGCAAGGAGACUGAGAAGAGUGGAACGCCCUUCCUCCCCCGGUCCGAGCCCCAUGGCAAGGAGACUGAGAAGAGUGGAACGCCCUUCCUCCCCCGGUCCGAGCACCUUGGCAAGGAGACUGAGAAGAGUGGGGUACCGGUCGAGAAGGUUAUAUAUCCCGAUCCGCUGAGCCCCGUGGCAAGGAGACUGAGAAGA
Messenger RNA from Durusdinium trenchii, 921 nucleotides. The record is from the annotation of a GenBank genome assembly. Lineage: Eukaryota; Dinophyceae; Suessiales; Symbiodiniaceae.